ACAGUCAAAUGUGAAACUGAAGUUUAGUGAGCCGGAGCAGAGACGGACAGCAGGACUGAGCAGGAAUGUAAACCCGGGCUCCCACAGUCCGGUCCCCAAAGGAAAUGGACGAGAUAAGGCCUUUGUUGGGCAACCAACCACAAGACAGCCCCGAUCUUCUGUCUCCAAACCUGAGGCCAAGACACCGGGAACUGAUCCCGACACCAUGUGGGCCGAUAAAGCCGUGGUCGGAGCUGUCAUGUCUGCUGAAGCUCUAUUUCUGCUUCACGAUAGCGUCUUUGCUGGCGCUGCUCGGCCUCACCCUGAGCAGCAUCUACAAGCAGCGCAUGGGAACCGACGCGUCUGACGAGGACAACUUCACUGUGUCUCUCAUCCAGCUGGUGGGAAUCUUGUUCUGCAUCUAUUACAUCAGCCGCGGCGUGCUGCAGGAGAACACGCAGGAGCUGGUGGUGUUCGUGCUCAGCGUGUUGGUGGUCAUGAUCCGAUCGGUGGUCAACUUCUCCGUGCAGGGGUCAAAGGGCAAGCAGGAACUGCUGGUUCGUUUUGUGUGCAUCAUGUGUCUGGGCGUGGUGCAUGUCCUCUGCACCUCGCUGCUCAUCCAGAGGCCCAACAUGAUGGCUUUCCGUGUGGGCGGGGCCUUGGAGAGCCUCCAGGAGCAGUACUUCCUGCUCAACCUCUGUUUCUCCAUGGUGACCUUUGACCUGUGGGCUCAGUUGUCUCUGUGUAUCCUGAUCACGACGUCGGACUCGGCCAUGUCUGCUCACAACAGCAUCAUCCUGGGUGUGGGAGUGUUCUGGGCCUGCCUCACCGCCGCUGUAGGGGCAGUUGCAGUUUUGAAGGAAGCCAAGGUCCUGGUCUGGGUCUUCAUGGCGCAGAACCUUCCUCAAGUUGCCUUCUUUGUUUAUCUGAUGUAUACGGUGAGCUGAAAAUGGGUGGACCCUGGUUUUUGUGCCUCAGAUUCAAAAGACAUUUCCCAAAACACAGACAACUGAAU
Messenger RNA from Seriola dumerili (greater amberjack), 994 nucleotides. RefSeq lists its product as uncharacterized. The record is from RefSeq and is a predicted model, not a curated record. The transcript has 7 exons. Bases 105 to 926 code for a protein of 273 amino acids. Lineage: Eukaryota; Metazoa; Chordata; Actinopteri; Carangiformes; Carangidae.